CACUGCCACCUCUCAUCUUGCAGCAGAAGAAAGGGAAGAUUCAGGGGUACUAAUUUACUUAACAAGGAUAUGAACAAUCUGUCGGUGAAUGGACUGAAAAAAUUGCCGCCGGGGUUCCGGUUCCAGCCGACCGACGAAGAGCUGGUUUUUCAGUACUUGAAAUGCAAGGUCUUCUCCUCUCCUUUGCCUGCUUCUAUCAUCCCUGACCUCAAUGUCUGCAACUUUGAUCCCUGGGAUCUGCCUGGUGAGAUGGAGGGGGAGAGGUAUUUUUUCAGCACGAAGGAAGCAAAGUAUAGAACAGGGAACCGGAUAAAUCGAGGGACUGCUUCCGGAUAUUGGAAAGCAACCGGUUCGGAUAAGCAAAUCAUAUCAAGGAGAAAUGAAGUAGGAGGGAUGAGAAAAACCCUAGUUUUCCACAUGGGGAAGCCUCCACAUGGAUCAAGAACUGAUUGGAUCAUGCAUGAAUAUCGCCUACUUACUCUAUCAAAUCACUCUCUACAUGCAAACAUCCAGGAUUAUUUGAAUCAUGACAUAGAAAAGUGGGUUCUGUGCCACGUGUUUUUGAAGAAACCAAGUAACAAGACUAGUGAUGAGGAGGAGAUUAUGCACAGUUUUUGUAAUAAUAGUAACAAAAAGUCAAAAAAAACCAAAAUUGUUUGAUUUUAUGAGAGAAAACGAUGGCAUAACAGCCGAGUCAUCUUCUUCUUCUUCAAGUUCGAGCAGUAAUAUCACUGAGGUUUCUUCAAGUGCAUGCAGUAG
This is a messenger RNA of Hibiscus syriacus, 759 nucleotides long. Its product is annotated as NAC domain-containing protein 83-like. Gene Ontology annotation, molecular function: DNA binding. The transcript has 2 exons. Bases 70 to 660 code for a protein of 196 amino acids. Gene Ontology annotation, biological process: regulation of DNA-templated transcription. NCBI's taxonomy places the organism in Eukaryota, Viridiplantae, Streptophyta, Magnoliopsida, Malvales, Malvaceae. The record is from RefSeq and is a predicted model, not a curated record.